This is a messenger RNA of Adineta ricciae, 558 nucleotides long. The record is from the annotation of a GenBank genome assembly. Lineage: Eukaryota; Metazoa; Rotifera; Eurotatoria; Adinetida; Adinetidae.
AUGGCAACUGAGCGUCUUAGUUAUGUACCAGACGGUAGAGGAGGGUUCGUUCGAUAUUCAUAUGCACGACGAGCACCAUCAUCCAAUCGAUUGGUUGAGCUCGGAAGAUUACUCUACAACUUAAUUCGAGGAAUUCUACAAUUCUUCAAUCUUUUACAUUAUUCUCUAACAACAUUUAACAAUAUGGUGCAAUCAUUACCUUUUUGUAUACGAUAUUUUGUUCAAAUUGUGUUAGCAUUCUGUUUUCCAUUUUAUGCGGCUUAUCAAGCUUUUGUAUUAAUGAUUAAUCGAAUUUAUCGCGUCACGUAUUCAGUUUCUCGCAUUUUCACAUGGAUUACACGUUUAUUUACAUUUGUUAUUACAUUACCGCUACGUAUUUUUACAUUUCUACGUAUUCUGGCAGAUGAUCUCUUAAAGAAUUUACUGAAACUAGCUAUUGUGAUUGCUUUCAUUGUUGGAAUUUUGGCAGUUGUCUUAGAUGAGCGGCAAUUAAAUCUGAUCAAAGCCUACGCUCGCAAUGCAACAAACAUGUUAUUGAAAUCAAGUUCAACAGUUUAA